AUGAAGUUCUCCACCAUCUUUGCUGUUGCCUCGGCCAUCGCCAUCAACACCGUCACCGCUGCACCAGCUCCAGUCGCUGAAGCCAUCGCGAACCCUGUUAAAGAUUUGGAAGAGAGAGCCAACAACGGAGCCAAUUGCAAGUACAGCGCAUACUGGACUCACAACGAGUUCAAGGUUAUUACCUGGGGACCAUGGGCCCAAGAUGGCAGCUAUGGCCGAGGUCUUUUGGAUAACCUCCGUGGUCAAUGCGGUGUUAUCACCAAUUGGGAGUACCGCCAUCGCUCCGAUGGUGCCGGAAUCGCCACCUUCAAAACCAUCACUAUCAAUUCGCCAAAGUGCGCUAAGGAUGCUAUCUGGUUGGCUAGCGGCCCAACCAACGUUGUGCUGACCUGCACACUUAAUUAA
Molecule: messenger RNA, 405 nt
Organism: Orbilia oligospora ATCC 24927
Lineage: Eukaryota; Fungi; Ascomycota; Orbiliomycetes; Orbiliales; Orbiliaceae
Exons: 1
Coding region: 1-405 (134 amino acids)
Source: RefSeq, a predicted model, not a curated record